GCGGGCGCCAUGGCCGCCUCCGCCCUCUUCAUCCUGGACCUCAAGGGGAAGCCUCUGAUCAGCCGCAACUACAAGGGGGAUGUGGGGCUGGGGGAGAUCGAGAACUUCAUGGGGGUCCUGCUGCAGCGGGAGGAGGAGGGGACCCUCACCCCCGUGCUGACCUACGGCCACGUGCACUUCCUGUGGAUCAAACACGCCAACCUGUACCUGGUGGCCACCACCAAGAAGAACGGGAACGCGUCCUUGGUGUUCUCCUUCCUCUACAAGGUGGUGGAGGUGUUCUCGGAGUAUUUCAAGGAGCUGGAGGAGGAAAGCAUCCGCGACAACUUCGUCAUCAUCUACGAGCUGCUGGACGAGCUGAUGGACUUCGGCUUCCCGCAGACCACGGACAGCAAAAUCCUGCAGGAGUACAUCACCCAGGAGGGGAACAAGCUGGACACGGGCAGGUCACGCGUGCCCACCACGGUGACCAACGCCGUGUCCUGGCGCUCCGAGGGCAUCCGCUACAAAAAGAACGAGGUGUUCAUCGACGUCAUCGAGUCCGUGAACCUGCUGGUCAGUGCCAACGGCAGCGUGGUGCUCAGCGAGGUCGUGGGCACCAUCAAGCUCAAAGUUUUCCUGUCGGGAAUGCCCGAGCUGCGCCUGGGCCUCAACGACCGUGUCCUGUUCGAGCUGACGGGCCGGGGCAAGAACAAGUCGGUGGAGCUGGAGGACGUGAAGUUCCAUCAGUGUGUCCGUCUGUCCCGCUUCGACAACGACCGCACCAUCUCCUUCAUCCCCCCCGACGGCGACUUCGAGCUCAUGUCCUACCGCCUGCACACCCAGGUGAAGCCGCUCAUCUGGAUCGAGUCCAUCAUCGAGAAAUUCUCCCACAGCCGGGUGGAGAUCAUGGUCAAGGCCAAGGGCCAGUUCAAGAAGCAAUCGGUGGCCAACGGGGUGGAGAUCGCCGUGCCCGUGCCCAGCGACGCCGACUCGCCCAAGUUCAAAACCACGGUGGGCUCGGCCCGGUACCUGCCGGAACGCAACGUGGUCAUCUGGAGCAUCAAAUCCUUCCCUGGGGGGAAGGAGCACCUGAUGCGCGCUCACUUCGGGCUGCCCAGCGUGGAGAAGGAGGAGGAGGAGGGACGGCCGCCCAUCGCCGUGCGCUUCGAGAUCCCCUAUUUCACCGUCUCGGGCAUCCAGGUGAGGUACAUGAAGAUCAUCGAGAAAAGCGGGUACCAGGCACUGCCCUGGGUGCGCUACAUCACCCAGAGCGGGGAUUAUCAGAUCCGCACCAGCUGAGGGGACCCCCAUGGACCCCCCCAUGGACCCCCCGACCCCCAUGGACCCCCCGUCCC
Sturnus vulgaris (Common starling) is the source of this 1337-nucleotide messenger RNA. RefSeq names its product adaptor related protein complex 1 subunit mu 2 (gene AP1M2). Gene Ontology annotation, cellular component: clathrin adaptor complex. NCBI's taxonomy places the organism in Eukaryota, Metazoa, Chordata, Aves, Passeriformes, Sturnidae. Gene Ontology annotation, biological process: intracellular protein transport; vesicle-mediated transport. The record is from RefSeq and is a predicted model, not a curated record.